Messenger RNA from Polypterus senegalus (gray bichir), 3055 nucleotides. RefSeq names its product nedd4 binding protein 1 (gene n4bp1). Bases 114 to 2324 code for a protein of 736 amino acids. Lineage: Eukaryota; Metazoa; Chordata; Cladistia; Polypteriformes; Polypteridae. Gene Ontology annotation, biological process: negative regulation of proteasomal ubiquitin-dependent protein catabolic process; negative regulation of protein ubiquitination. The transcript is spliced from 7 exons. Gene Ontology annotation, cellular component: PML body; nucleus. The record is from RefSeq and is a predicted model, not a curated record.
CGUAUUGGGGUUUUCCUCAAGUGUCUGUUGACAUGGACAUGCGGUUGAAGGGUUCGCGGUUUAUUUAGUUUACUUAGGAACGCGGCAGCUUUUUCUUUCUGGAAGAAGCCGAUAUGGUUACCAUAGGACAGGAGCUGCUGACCGAUGAAUUCGCUGUACCAGAGACCCAGCAGACGCUCCUUAAAGAAACAGUGACGUCUCGCCUACAACGACUCUUCCGGGUUCAUUUGAAUGUUUUCAAUCCUUCAGAGCGCGGCCUACUAGCAGAAGAGAGCCGACAGAUAUGGGUACAGCUGCGAGGGGACAGGGACGCAGUGCGCCGGGCCAAGGAAUAUGUCAAAGGUCUGUGCCAUCCUGAAUUAGAGGAGACUGAGACGUAUCCGAAAGACAUGCACUGCAUCUUCGAUGGUGCAGACAAAUUCUUCCUUCAUGCAAUUCUGCAGGCUAGUAGCGCUGAUGUUCUUGUAGUGCAAACAGGCCUGCUACACAUUCGUGGAACUGCUGAAGCUGUCAUCAUGGCAAAGAGCCAAGUUCAGCAAAUGGUCAAGCUUUUUCAAGAUAGACCAUGCCUACCACCAGAGUUGGACAUAUUGGUUAAAAAAGAUUUUAGAAACUUUGUAGAAUCUCACUCUGAUAAAUAUGCUAUGGAGCUUAUGUUGCUGCCCAGCAGCUUGAAGCAGGAACUCCUAACUCUAAGCCAAGGGACCAUGCCAACAGAAGCAGUCACACUUGUGGCUGCUCAAGCGGACAGGAGUAAGGCUGGCACCCCUGUAACAGAGCUAACCAACCAAAUAUUGGACACUGUACUAAGUGACCCUACCCGAGAACGUCCACCAUGCAAAAGAAGGUCAUCUUCCUGUGAGGAGAGAAGCACUAAGCGUCAGUUUUCUUCAGAGGUAUCCAGCCCUUGUACCUCUUUACAGACAGAUGGAGAUGCCUCAGAGUCUGAUGAUUCUGUUAUGUUUGUGAAUAGCAGUGUAACAAAGGAAGUUAGUCCUGAAACAAAUUAUAAGUGCCUAGUGAACUUUUUCAAAACAAUGGGGUACCAGCAGGAUAUUGUUGUCAAGGUAAUUGAUGAGAUGGGCCAAAUGGCAGAACCUCUUGUACUGCUGGACCGUAUAGCCCAAGAGAGUCUGAGACAGACUGAAUCAUGCAGCAAAGCAAAAGAAAGUCUUAAUCAAGCUGGGUCAAGUAGGGCUUUCAAAACAAGGGACUCCCCAUCCCUGGUAGUGCAAACACAGAGCCCAGAGGAUGUGGAGACAGAUGGUCCUUUUAUUGACUUAACCCAAACAGAACAUAACUUUAUUGCAAGGGGAAACUCAAAGCAGCACAUCACCCAGAAUUCUGUGACAGCAACACACCAAUUAAGGGGAUCGUGCCUAGAACAUCCUAUAGUUUCCCCUCCACUGCAGGGUGCCCCCACAACUGUAACACAUAAGUCUUUCCGCUCAUCAAUAGAGACAAAUGCUUCCCCUGUGACUGGGGACAAACGCUUUAAAGAGUCGCUGAAAACACCUUACAAGCUCAUCCUAGAGAACAAACCAGGUAGAGAGGAGCUGAAGCACAUCAUCAUUGAUGGGAGCAAUGUAGCCAUGACACAUGGGUUGCACAAAUACUUCUCAUGCCGUGGUAUUGCCAUUGCUGUCCAGUAUUUUUGGAGAUAUGGACACAGACAUAUCACAGUUUUUGUUCCACAAUGGAGACUUCGAUAUGAUCCUCUGACUACAGAGAAGCACUUCCUGCAUGAACUGCAAGAAAUGGGGGUGCUAUCACUCACACCAGCGAGAAUGGUCUGUGGAAAGCGAAUUGCAUCCCAUGAUGACAGGUUUCUGCUACAUUUGGCUGAAAAAACUGAUGGGAUCAUAGUAACAAAUGACAAUCUGCAAGAAUUUCAGCAUGAGUCUGAAUCUUGGAAGAAUAUUAUCAAAAACAGACUUUUGCAAUACACAUUUGUGGAGGACAUAUUCAUGGUACCAGAUGACCCUUUGGGAAAGCAUGGGCCAAGGCUAGACACAUUUCUGUGUAAAGACUCCAGGUGUAAUACCCAGCUGGAGCCUCGAGGCCAGUUUCCAUUUCUACCCAGGCAAAUUCAGACUCCAGUUCCUUCACAGCACCAUGCCAGUUCUGCCUCUGCUCAUUACCCCAUCCAGAAGUUUCCCCCGGAGAAUCCUGGUCCACCAACACGAUCUGCCCUUGAGACAAAAGGACUCCGGCAGCAGUUGUAUGACAUUUUUCCUGAACAAAAGCAGAAGAUUGACAGUGUUCUUUCCGCACACCCCUAUAUGCGGGACUUAAACGCACUUUCUGCUAUGGUGCUGGACUAGCAGAAUCCCAUUUGUUAGUGAACAUCUGGAGUGGCCUUGUUUUCUUUAAGGAAGACACUCUGUCAUGUUGUUGUUAAUCUUGAUCACUUGUUAAUUUGGAUUUACCUAAAGUAAUAUUUUUUUUUAUUUUAAUUUAUUAUUGAAAUAUUUGCUUAUUUGCACCACUGGCUAACUUGCUGUCUGCGGACAGUAGUUCUGUUACUCUAAUUUAAGCCCUUAAGGUGGCGAAUGUUCCUGCAUACCCACUUAAGUUCAUCAUUGCAGGUGUAAAGUAAAGUGAUAAGUAAUUACAUUAAUUGCUCACUGUUUAUCUUCUGCUUCACAUGGGAAGCAAUGUGCCAAACUAAGUGGCAUUUUUGGUGACUCUGGGGACAAAACGCAGGUGGUUAUCCACCUCUUUGGAAACUAACAUCACGUUUGCAGCAUAACCAAUGUAUAUUAUUCAGAGAAAAUUACACACAAGGGUCAAUGUUUCUAUUUGAUUCUUUGAUGAGGAGAAUAAAACUUUCAGGCUAACAUGAACCAAAUAACUAGAUCUGGCAUAGUGCCCUUAUAUGUUACAGUACAUCAGUCAUUCCUAAGGUCACUUCCUGGAGACCACUGUGGCCACAUUCAUCGUCCGUGAGUUAUUUGACCACUAAUGGAUUUCAUUGCUUAAUAAGCUGGUCUUUCUUCUUCUUUGUCUGCAUUGAGAAAAGCACAGCAGUGUGAGAUUUACAAUUAUAAUACAU